AUGCCUCAACUUCAAGGGCCUCCAUUGCUGAGGGGUUUGGUCAACUACGCCGCAAUGCUGUGGGUUUCAAACACAGUUUGGGAUGUAGAAUUCUUUCUACAUUUGGAAGCUAGCCAGCUGGCUUUCAAAUGGCGGUUUGUCAAUUUGCUCACUAGGGCCUUAAAUAAUGUUGUUGCAGUACACAGAUAUUUAAAUGACCCCAAGCAUGGUUCACACAUUGGGGUCAGUGGAGGUCAGGGCCAGUUACUUGAUGUUAUACAGAUCACCAUAGCUGACAGGACACACAAAAUGAAGGUCAUCCUGUCUCCACACCUGAACAAAAUGGUGCAAACUUGUAAGCUACAAGCAGGCCAUACAGUUAGCAUAAAGAAUUGUCAACUACAUUUUGAUGAAACCGAUUUGGCUGGGGGUAAUGUUGUUAUAGUAGAAGAAAUAGAUGUGACGGGCUUCUUGGAGCUGGAAGAUCCUGCUGAGUUGAGUGGUUUACAAUGGUGCGAAGACUGUGGGCACCUGGAACAGAUGGACCUUCCUAUGACAUCGUCAAGAGGAUACUAUACCAGUGUCUGGUCUACCAUGGAACUGUAUGGAAACAUCUGGAAAACCACAGUCCCAGCUGUGGCAGACCUUGCUAACACCAAACUUCAGGAUAUAUACAGUAUCAAAGACCUGGCAAAGAAAUGGAGUACAGUAAAGAUUGCUCAUCCUGUAUUGCUGGUGAAGGUCCUACUCAAGUCACGGAUGAUACAUUAUGCUAAACCUGGCAAAAAUGAUAAAUGGCCAUUUCAGGCACAUUUGUUGAUAGGAGACAAGACAGGGGCUUGUACGGCAGUUUUAUGGAAUGCUAUGUGUCCAAACUUCUACUUAGGUAACAUCAAAGAGGGUACGGUACUGUUGUUGAAGAAAUUCACUGUCAGAAAGAGUUUCCAGCCUCUACCAAGAUUUAAACCUGUGCUGCAAAACACCCAGUUUUAUGACAUAGAUAUCAACUUAAACAGCCAUCAUCCAGAGUCGGAAGUUAGAGUAUUUGAUGCUACAGAAUUACCAGAUGAGAUUGAGUUACCUCCCUUACGUUAUAAUUUUGUCACCAGGAAGCAAGCAGGUUGUUUACCAAACAAUUUUGUAUGUGAUAUUGCCGGAAUAGUGACAUAUGUGGGCAGGUACGAGAGGGAGCCAAUGAACAAUAAGUUUGGUAUGGAUAGUGGUGGAUUCUGGGUAAGGAGGUGGAUACAGUUGAUAGAUGAAUCCAGUCUAAAACCAUUCUAUCUUCAGUUGUACAAAAUAGCAGAGGGUAUAACAGAUUUGGAUAUUCACCCUGGCACUAAGUUAGUCUGUACCCAUGUUAGAUUGGUCCAAAAUCUAGACCAUCUGACUACAUCUCGUACAAAUAGACUGGUUUUCCUGACCACUACUGCUGAAUCUCAGAUAAGUGUUUUGGAUCAUGCAGUGUACAAAGAGUUAAAGAGAGAAUCUGUGAUAGAGAGGUUAUGGAAAUGGUCCACAUUACGGGAAUGCAAGACUCGACUGACACAAUCCAGUGUUGGAGGGUAUCUCAACUUCCCGCCUCUACCUGAAACAAUAGACUCAAUAAAAACCUGCCUGAAGGAUACACAGGUUGCAGCAAGUGGUGACUGGGAAAAAGUGUUUACAGGUUUCAGUUUCCGAGAGUACAGACAGAUUCUUAUACAGGCCACUAUGGUGUAUGUCAGACUGAAUGUAGAACAUUGUACUAAUCACAGGCAAGUAUUCUAG
Mercenaria mercenaria is the source of this 1749-nucleotide messenger RNA. Its product is annotated as RPA-related protein RADX-like. Gene Ontology annotation, molecular function: single-stranded DNA binding. The record is from RefSeq and is a predicted model, not a curated record. Gene Ontology annotation, cellular component: replication fork. NCBI's taxonomy places the organism in Eukaryota, Metazoa, Mollusca, Bivalvia, Venerida, Veneridae. The transcript is spliced from 12 exons. Gene Ontology annotation, biological process: regulation of DNA repair. The coding region runs from base 1 to 1749 and encodes 582 amino acids.